Molecule: messenger RNA, 2028 nt
Organism: Durusdinium trenchii
Lineage: Eukaryota; Dinophyceae; Suessiales; Symbiodiniaceae
Source: the annotation of a GenBank genome assembly
AUGCAACGCUGUGCCGUGCCCAUCGGUGCUGUGCUGGCUUGCGGGGAUAUGGGGGCGCCAGUGGAUGUGAUCUUCGAUGUGGAGCCUGGAGAGAUCUUUGCUGGAAACACCUGUACCCACUCGGCUGGGAGCAUCAUGGGCUCCUUCGAGUUUUCAGUGGAGAAGUUCAAUGUUCCGCUCAUCCUCAUCCUUGGGCACACGCCUUGCGCUGCGCUGGCAGGUGCUGUGGAAGUUCCACGGCAAUCGGGUGAGACCACGGAGAGCAACGGCGAAAGAGACAUGUUGAGUUCCAAGGCGCACCGGGACGACGAGGAUCGCCCAUCGCCAGUGCUCCUGGAGAGUUUGGUGGCUGCUGCCGCACAAGCGGAGCAGCAAUUGGGAGAAGGCCUGUGCUUCAUCCUCGCCUGCAUUUGGUCCCUCAUUGCUGGCUUCAUUCUGGGCGCUCUAGUCUUCUCGGUGUCGUGUCGUCGGGCUGUGCUUAGCCUCCUGCGUGUGGUGGCAGGUUCACCGGCCUUUCUGGCGUGGCUUGAGAUUUCCUCUGGGCUGCUCGACAUUGCACGUGCAGCACAACAUCCAGGGGUUUUAGCUGCUCCAGAUUCUCCAGCAAGAGUUGGCAGAGUGCUACCUCGCCACGGCUCAGCGAAGAUGGCCGCCGCCGCUGUAGGAGCGGCCCUCACCGAGGAGUCGGUGAGGCAGGCAGUGGAAGCUGCCGCAGCUGCCAGAGCUCUCUCUUCAAGGUUCUUGGUUUUGGCAGAGGAGCUGGCAGAUGGGGUGAAUUUGAUUUGCGGCUUUCUGGUUUGUGUACGGGCUGGCGGCUUUAUGGUGGUUUUCCCUCCAGACGAAGUGAUCAACCAAUGUUUGGACAAUCUCAGUUUAGAACAUGGCUAUCCAACUCCCUUGCUCCAUGCUGGACAGGUGGCGGUCGAGACUACCCGGGGCCGUCGAGUAGGGGAAGCAGUUGUUCAGCUGGCAGACCUCAGUUGGGAUUACGUGCAACAUUUUGUUUCUCUGGGUCGCAUUACUGCCGCUCAGCGAACCAAGAUUUUGUCAUUCAGCCUAGAAGCCACAGAGGAGUGGGGACGAUUGCAAAUGCUGGCGGGGACUCCACCGCCCAGGGUGGGGACUGCGGAGAGACGUCGGCAGCAGUCACUGCAGAAUCUCCCAGUUCCUCAAGAUCAUACUCUGUUGGACUUGGAACGAGAAGCCACGGAGCAAGAGCCGACCAUGCCAGAUCCAGUCGAUGUUUUGGGUCAGAAUGGAGAUCCGGUCCACCGGUUGCUAGCUUUUCAGAUGCAACAAAACCAAGCUUUGCUGCAGAAGUUGGUAGGACAGAAAGUUUCAGACCCAGUUCUGGACAUCCUAAGCUCAGGAGGCGCGGACAGCGCAUCAGGCAGUUCAUCAACAGGUGUGCAAGGCUGUCUGGCUCGCGAAGCUUUCCUGCAAUCGGUAGCCAAGUUGCCAGCCGUGGCAAAUGCAACUCGAAUGAAUGCCUUGAGAGAACUGGGGAUGGAUCCUCAGAAAGAAGAUGGAUCAUUGAUUCGCAAGUACAUGGAAAGAAGGAUGGUGCUUGCCGACCAUCGCCUGCUGACCUAUUUCACUGCCAUGAUUGCCGAGAGUUGGGCAAUCGGGUUCGAAACUGGGAACGUGGAGACGCUGGAGGUUCUGUCCCGGAUGCUCUAUUUUGUAGAACAAUGCGCCAUAGACGGCGGUCGGCCUCAGAUGGGUUGGCUCCUUACAGGGUGGCAAGAGCCGCCCUUCCAUCUUCUGACAAGUUCCAAGAGAAUGCCCUGUCUUCAGCCGUAUGCACGGUUAUGCCACCCGGCUUGGGUGUCAGCCAACAUCGCUUACCUCAAAGAUAUGGACUAUCUAGAAAGCAGAUUGUCAACUUUGGGGUUGCAGAAGACCAACAAGGUCAAGACCGGCGAUGCAGAUCAGGUACCAACGACUCAGCCAAAGAACAAGCCCAAGAAGCCAAAGGGUCAGGGGAAGGGGUCCAAUGCAGAAGGGACCGCAGCAGCAUCAGUUUAG